AAUGUUCCUUUCCAUUCUUAGGGUUUGCCGCAAAUACGGAAAUACCCACUGAAAUCUCUUUAUCAGAGUUGGAUCCGAGCCAAUACAGCGAGUGAGAAGAACAGCCGACGCCUUAGUAUGCCGGCGCCGAUGGAGACGGAAGCACGCAACGGACAAGUUGGCGGCACAGUGGCGGUGGUGAUGGUGCCGCUCACGGCGCAAAGCCACCUCGCGCAGCUGCUCCACCUUUCGCUCUUCCUCUGCUCCCUCCCGGGCCUCGCUGUCCACUACGUCUCCACCACCACGCACGUCCGCCAGGCCACCUCCCGCCUCCACCGUGCCUGGUCCGCCUUCGCCAACGCCAUCUCCUUCCACGAGCUCCCCAUUCCUCCCUUCUGCAGCCCGCACCCGGAUCCCUCCGGCACCAAGUUCCCCGCCCACCUCCAGCCCAUGUUCGACGCCUUCGAGCACCUCCGCUCUCCCGUCGGCGCACUCAUCCGCUCCCUCUCUGCUUCCUCCCGCCGCGUCGUUGUCAUCCACGAUCCGCUCGCCUCCUUCGCCGCAGAGGAGGCUGCCGCCCUCCCCAACACCGAAUCCUACGUCUUCCACUGCCUCCCCGCCCUGUUCCAGAUCCUCUUCACCCGACCCUCCUCCGCACUCGAGCUGAGCCGUGACCACGGCCUCACCCUCCCGUCCUCGGAGGUCAUCAUCACUGAGGAGUUCGCGGCCUUCGUCCAACGGCAGUGGACCCCUUCCAGGAUCGCUCACGCCGCCGGGAUUCUCCUCAAUACGUGUCGCGCGCUCGAGGGCGAGUUCCUCGACAAGAUCGCGCUAGAACCCGAUUACUGCAGCAAGAAGCUGUUUGCCAUCGGCCCACUGAGUCCGUUGGCCGCAGUCGCCGGCGCCGGCGCCGGCGUGGGCAAGCGUCUAGUGAGCUCUCACGAGUGUUUGGAUUGGCUGGACAAGCAACCGCCGGCGUCAGUGGUGUACGUGUCGUUCGGGACGACGACAGCGAUGUCCUCGGAGGAGGUGAGGGAGCUGGCGCAGGGGUUGCUGCUUAGCCAGCAGCGGUUCCUGUGGGUGCUGAGAGACGCCGACAGGGGCGACAUAUUCGCGACGGAAGGGAGAGACGACGGCCAGCAGAUGGAGCUGGAGGCGGAAUGGGAAGACAAGGUGGGAGAGCGGGGAAUGGUGGUGCGCGGGUGGGCGCCGCAGCUGGACAUCCUGACCAACCAGGCUACAGGGGCGUUCUUCAGCCACUGCGGAUGGAACUCGUGCACAGAGAGCCUCUGCCUGGGCGUGCCGAUGGUGGCGUGGCCGAUGCACUCCGACCAGCCCACCAACGCCGCGCUGGUGGUGGACUACCACGGCGUGGGCGUCGCCGUACGGGGCGGCGGCGAGGCGAUGGGGUCGGAGGAGAUCGCGGCGGCCAUCAGGCAGGUGAUGGUGGGGGAGGAAAGCGAGGGCGUGAGGCGUCGGGCGAGGGAGCUGGGGGAAGCGGUGCGGGCGGCGGUGGCCGACGGCGGAGCGUCGCGUGCCGAGCUGGACGCCUUCGUUGCUCUCAUCACCAGAUGAAACCCAAGUCAAAUUUUCUAUUUAUCAAAUUAAAUAAAUAGCUAGCAAAAUCAAAUCCACCGUUUAAGAAGUAAUUUAUCAAGUACUUAAUCUGAUGCCAAUCGAUUCGAGGUGGUCCAUUUUCUAUUCCCAUUUUCAGAUCGCUAGCAAUUAAAUUUCUGUUGUCCUCUUUUCCUAAA
Molecule: messenger RNA, 1733 nt
Organism: Zingiber officinale
Lineage: Eukaryota; Viridiplantae; Streptophyta; Magnoliopsida; Zingiberales; Zingiberaceae
Product: putative cis-zeatin O-glucosyltransferase
Exons: 2
Coding region: 118-1554 (478 amino acids)
Molecular function (GO): UDP-glycosyltransferase activity
Source: RefSeq, a predicted model, not a curated record